GAAUCUAUAUCCGCGCAACCAACUUCUAAUUGUGGUUGGUCAUCAAGAAUGGCGAAGAGACGCCAAUGAAAAAGGUUUGGGAGACACUUGUCCCAAAGACCGAGGACGAAUUUGAUGCCGAAGACCUCAAGAAAGUAGAGAACUACGCAAAGGCGAUUAACAUUCUCUACUGCGCGGUCAACCCCGACGACUACCGCAAGAUCUCCUGCUGCUCAACUGCCAAGGAGAUGUGGGAUACACUUGAGGGGACGUACGAAGGAACGGACGAACUACGUGAAGCGAAGAUCGACUUCCUCCCCAAAGAGUAUGAGAUGUUUAGGAUGAAGGAGCACGAGAAGAUCGACGACAUGUUCGACCGAUUUUCCAAGAUAAUCAACGAUCUUCAUGUGUUGAAGAAGAGUUACACCGACAGGGAACUUGUGAAAAAGAUCCUACAGAGCUUGGCAUCCGAAUGGCGAUCUAAGGCCGAUGCCAUCAAUGAGUCAAUCGGCACAUCAAAUGUCAACAUCAACGCAUUAAAAGUCUUUAAAGAACCGAUGAUGAAUGACUCAAGAGACGAUGAUGAAGUCACGCUUGUCAUGAAGAAGUUUUGUAAAAUUCUAAGGAAGAAAGAAAAGGUUGAGGAUGGCCCUGUGUGCUAUGGAUGUGGAGAAGCCGGGCACAUCAAGAACAAAUGCCCAAGAAGCGGAAGGGAUUCUCGUUGCUUCAAGAAGCAAAGAGCUUACAUCUCUUGGGGUGGCGAUUCCGGAGACGAAUCAACCGACCAAGAGGAGGACGAAGCUGCCAACCUCUGCCUCAUGGCAUACGAAGACCAAAAUGAUGACGUACAAGAGGUACAUCUCGAAGUGGGGAAUUCAGGGGGAACCAGUGAUGGGUGGUUUAUCCCAUCGCUGGGAAGGAAGUAUUUUCUAACCAGCAGCCCUCUUCCCAUCGAUGGGAACUUCUUCCCAUUGCUGGGUGUUUGACACUUGUUUUUUAAAAUUUUUUUAACGGAUUUCCAGUAGCUGUCUUCCCAUCGACGGGAGAACGUUACCAUCGUUGGGAAGCCUGUUGCAGUUCAAAAAUCAUAGCCGUUGGGCACCUCAUUCAAUGCCCAACAACCAUAUUUUUGAUCACCAAGGGCACAAAUUCUCUUUUCCUAUUAAUAUAAACCAUCCUUGGUC
Messenger RNA from Cuscuta campestris, 1163 nucleotides. Lineage: Eukaryota; Viridiplantae; Streptophyta; Magnoliopsida; Solanales; Convolvulaceae. The record is from the annotation of a GenBank genome assembly.